CCAAACAGAAAUAUGGGAAUUUUCACAAUGCUCUCUACGCCACUUUGCCUCAUUUUCCUCUUCCUCUACCUUAAAACUACCUUCGCAUCCUCUUUACAUGCUUCUUCCUUCUCAACAACACACCUCUGCUCUCAUGAGGAGGCUGCUGCUUUGUUGCAAUUCAAGACAUCCUUUUCCAUCAAUUACACUGUUUGUUAUACUGAAGCUAAUUAUUCUAAGAUUGAGUCUUGGAAGGAAGAGCUCUUAUGAGAUCGUUAAGUGAAAAAACAAUGAUCUGGUUGGUGACCAAGAGGGUGCUUGCGGUGGAGGAAGUGGUGAAUGCAAGGUACGGAGUGAUUGAGCAGUGGCCAUUGUUGUUGAUGAAUGUGUGGCCUAAGGUUUGCUUUCUUUGUUUGAUGAUUGAUGAUUCUUAGCCAUUCUAUGGUACAAUUUGCUUAUACAAUAGGGAGAGAAGAGAAAAAUUGUCAGAAGAUUUCUAUUUUAGCAUUCUACCAACUGAAAUGCAGGAUACUAAUAACGCAUCUUCAGAACCUCGUGGAGUUUUCUAUUUAGAUGUUCCGUCAGCAUCUGUUUGUCUACUAAUCCAAUUAGCUAAGCCUGCAACAGAAGAAGGGGGGGUGACUCCUUCUGUUUAUUCAUGUAAAGAACCUGUGCACUUGACUGAGAGAGAAAGGCAGAAACUGCAGGUGUGGUCUCGAAUUAUGCCUUACAGAGAGUCCUUCACCUGGGUUAUUGUUCCUUUAUUUGAUAAUAGCAUUAGUGGAGCUUCUGGUGGAUCUGCUUCUCCUAGUAGCCAUCUUGCUGCCAGCGUGUCUGGGUCUAGUUCCCAUGAGGGUGUCCUUGAGUCUGUUGCAAAGAUUACAUUAGUUGGGAAGAUGGGUUAUUCAAGCGGAAGCUCUAUUGUUGUUGAAACAUCUAACUUGCAUAAAGUGAAAGAAAGCUAUACUGAGGAGUCACUUCAGGUAUAAUGGACAUCUAACUUGCUCUAUUUUAUUUGACAUUCUAGUUGAUUUCUGGCUUUUAUUUUCUAAGUUUUGCAAAGAAAAGUUGAAGACUAGUUGAAGUCCUUCAUUUCUUCCAUCCCUAUAUGCAUAAUUUUGAUUGCUUAUAAGGUUUAAUGGAGUCAUUACAUGCCAAUAUAAACUGGCUGACGAUGUGGUUAAGGAGAUUGUUGGAGAAAUCUUUGAUGAAAAUGAUUCAAAGGUAAGCCUAAUUACAUCAUUAAUGACCUUAAUGUUCUAUUAUUGAAUCUGUUAUUGGAGGCAAGUCUUUUAAUUAUAUAGAUGACUUUAGAUAUUGCAUUCUAUUAUUCCUCAGCAAGGGGAUGCUAAGAAAACUUGUUGAUGAAGUCCAAAAUAAAUUGGUGUUGUACAU
Molecule: messenger RNA, 1374 nt
Organism: Rubroshorea leprosula
Lineage: Eukaryota; Viridiplantae; Streptophyta; Magnoliopsida; Malvales; Dipterocarpaceae
Source: the annotation of a GenBank genome assembly